Molecule: messenger RNA, 921 nt
Organism: Aaosphaeria arxii CBS 175.79
Lineage: Eukaryota; Fungi; Ascomycota; Dothideomycetes; Pleosporales
Product: NAD(P)-binding protein
Exons: 3
Coding region: 131-889 (252 amino acids)
Molecular function (GO): oxidoreductase activity
Source: RefSeq, a predicted model, not a curated record
UGGGUGGUUUCGCUUUGAUUAUUGGCGCCGGUGAGUAUCACUUGCGCUUGCACGGUAUUGGGUUCAUCCCACGAGCCUGACAUUAACCUUGUAUCGAUAUCCAGGUAGUGGCAUCGGCCGCGAUACAGGAAUGGCGUUUGCAGAGGCAGGUGUGGAAGCCGUGGCGUUCGCGGACGUUAACCUUGAUUCAGCCACCGCGGCAGCAACAGUGAGCAAGGCGCACGCGGCGAGCCCGAACUACCACACCAUUGCCCUGCAUAUCGACGUGCAGAUUGAAGACAGCGUGCGUGCAUGUAUGGAAGCUGUCGUGCGGGUAUUUGGACGAAUGGAUUAUUGCGUCAAUAGCGCCGGAAUUGGGGUCAACGAACCAAUGGAGAUCAGCGAGGCUUCCCUCGUGGAGUUUGAUCGCUUCUACCAGAUAAACGUCCGUGGUGUGCUUCUAUGUACCCGAGAAGCUAGCCGCAUCAUGAAGGCGCAAGGACGUAAAACGGCUCAGGGACGAUCCGGUCCCAAAGACGCCGGGCGUGGGGCGAUUGUGAACGUUGGUAGUGCUAGUUCUUACGUUGCUACCCCAAGCAUCGUGCAAUAUACGGCGUCCAAGCAUGCAUUGCUGGGAAUAACGAGGAAUGCAGCCCUGGACAACAGUACGCACGGAAUACGAGUGAACGCCGUAUGCCCCUCUUGGGUCCAGACUCCUAUGAUGGCACGUGUUUUCGAAGCGACACCUGAGUUUGAAGACAUGAUCAAUCGAGUAGUUCCGCUCGGAAGGAUCGCACAACCAGAAGAGGUAUCAGAUUUGAUCGUCUUCUUGAGCAGUCCAAAGGCAAGCUACAUUACCGGCCAGGGAUACAUUGUUGAUGGCGGUGCAACCUUAGCCAUCCGCACGUAGUAAAUCAAUCAUUAUUAUCUUCAUUGCUAGAA